AUGUCCCGAGUUCCAAAUCAAUCCUAUGCCUCGCGACCAGCCUUCGCCCCGCUGCAGUCCUCGAGCUCCUCCCACACCUCAACCUUCAGCAGCACUUCGAGUCUGGCCUCUCAGUCGCCUGCCCCUACAGCGCCGCUCACCUCGCCUUCGUCCGGCCCUCAGCAGCAACACUUUUUCGGGUCUGUGAACCAACAACAACAGCCGCGCCAACAGCUGCAGCCCCACAGACACCCGAGCUUCGAAUACCUGCCAAACCGACAAGGAGCAGGCCAGACCGCCGGCGAGACAACACAGUACCUAGACCAGUUCGCGCUGCUUGCCGAGGCUGCGAAGAGGGCACAGAUUGCGUGUGUUAUGCGCGAUAUCGAGGGCAUGGAACUAUAA
Molecule: messenger RNA, 384 nt
Organism: Dothidotthia symphoricarpi CBS 119687
Lineage: Eukaryota; Fungi; Ascomycota; Dothideomycetes; Pleosporales; Dothidotthiaceae
Exons: 1
Coding region: 1-384 (127 amino acids)
Source: RefSeq, a predicted model, not a curated record